This is a messenger RNA of Rhineura floridana, 1626 nucleotides long. Its product is annotated as MARVEL domain-containing protein 3-like. The coding region runs from base 436 to 1473 and encodes 345 amino acids. The record is from RefSeq and is a predicted model, not a curated record. Gene Ontology annotation, cellular component: membrane. NCBI's taxonomy places the organism in Eukaryota, Metazoa, Chordata, Lepidosauria, Squamata, Rhineuridae. The transcript has 4 exons.
UCGGCAUGGCCGGUUUCACUCCAGCAUCCCGCCGGUUCGACGCCCUUCACCUUCACAGUUCCUAGUGGCUGCUUUGUUAUUCAGUCCUCCUCACCCCGCCCCUUGCGGGCUUCAGGUUCAGCAGGUCACUCCUCUUUACUUUGAGAGCCUGUGAAACUGGGCUCGCCGGAAAGGGAAACCCGACUCUUCCCAAGAUCUGAGGCAUCGGAGGAGGGGCAGAGUCUCAGCUGAGCUUCUACCUGCGAGCGCUUGCCAGCCCAGCAGCCCCCCCCUCCCUCUCUCAGAGGCCGAGAGAAACAAGGAAAUGCAGCCGUGGUUGUCUUCAGGGGAAAAGCACAGGAAAAAAUAAAGAGGGAUCUUGAGCAGUUUCGGCCAGAAUCCUCUUAUCACGAACCUCAGGCAUGGAACAAAGUUCUUGAGAACUUCAGCGUGUUGAUGAAGAAGGAAGGACCUCCAACAGGACUCUUCUCAGCCCCAGAGAUAACUUCAGCAAGACAGAAGAUGGCUCACUCUGAGAGACCUCAUCGAGAUAAAGAUUACAGACAGAGGGGGAUUCCAAGGUCCAGCCGAUAUGUUGACGAAAGAAGUAGACCACCAUAUCCAUCAAAUGAAAGGUCAUCAGAAGGAACACUUGAAACUUCAAGACAUCCCACAGCUUUUGCAGAACCUUACCAGAACUAUCCAGGAGCAACUUGCGGAUAUGUUGAUUCCUCACCCCAGUUUUAUCCUUACCCCAAAGAGACUUUUUCUGAGAAAUGCUCAAACCUGUGCUCAAGAAGGGGGAUCUUGCAGUUUGUUGAAAUAAUAGUUAACAUUUUGGUGUUGAUCUGUAUAGGAGCAGCUCAGGCAUCCAUUGCUGGUUUCACCUCCAUGGGAGGUUUGGGCUCCUUCAACCUCAAUUCUGCUUAUAGUCCAUUUGAAGGAGUUGAGCUCCAAGAGGUGAGGGACCUGGAUAUGCAGUACAGCCAGAUGAGAGCUCCUUGUGUCUAUGGCGGUGUGGCCUUCAGCCUAACCCUGCUGUGCCUUACGCUGCUCUUCCUCAUCGCUGGUGGAAAGCCAGUUCAUCGCCUCUCAGUCCGGCUGCUCAUCACAGAAUGCAUCUUUGACAUCCUCGCUUUCCUGGGGUACAUAGCAGCUGUUGGCCUCUACCUCCACUUUGUCAUGCAAGUCAACGUAACUGAAGUGUGCAAGAAGAGAGAGAGACUGUACACAGGGCGAGGCUACACUUCAAUGAACUGCAUCGUGCAGGGUGGAGAUGCAUCCGUGGCUCUCUUUGGCCUUCUGGUGGCUUGCCUGUAUUUCCCAAGUGCUGUAGUGUGCUUUCUCACCAUUCGAAGUGUGCGGGAGUUGAAGAGACAGGCGGCCAAGACGCAGUAUAGCCUUGAAAGGACCUACAGGGAUGGAGAUCAUCACAAGGCCUAUAAGAGUCCAGAAAGCAGCAAUGCUGUUAGGACUUUUGCCACACUAGUGUAGCCUAUGGGAGGUUCUUAUGAGACAGUGUGAAGAAAUACAUUGGGCAAUAGAUUAUUUUUGUGCAGUUGAGUGUUAACAACACUGUGCUGAAAUCAGAGGUGCAGAGCUGCAUUUUAAAAAUAUUAUCACGCUUUGUAGUAGACAUGCAUAAUA